UAAUUGUGAGCUAUUUCAAAAUACGGUAGUAAAAUUUAAAGAUCCGGGAAUAGGAACGCACACAGCCGUGCACAUACAAAUACGGAAUAAAUUCCACACACUACGCAGCACUUAUUUUGUUCGGUCUGACGUCAUCACUUGGGCAAAGAUGAAAACCCCCGUGUCCGCCGCUUCCCUAUCCAGUGCGAAUGCAUCGAGCGCCAGUGCUGGAUCGGGCGCCACACCAAUUGUGCCAAAGACGGAACCAGUAGGCAACGAAGAGAGUUCGACGAUGUCGUUGGAUUUCCAAACACCUGGCAUCACCUCAACGCCCAAUGCGAAUAAACGUCCGGGCUUCUUGGACCUGAACAACAAGGCAGCGAAGAACAAACGCAUUAUAGCGCCGCUGGUGAUUAAUUCGCCAGAUCUGCAAGCCAAGACCGUCAACACACCAGACCUGGAAAAAAUACUACUGUCCAACCAUAUGAUGCAAACGCCGCAGCCGGGCAAAGUGUUUCCAACCAAGGUGGGACCGGUUACAUCCGAACAGGAAGCCUUUGGCAAGGGCUUCGAAGAGGCGCUGCAGAACCUGCACACAAAUUCGCAGGCCUUCCCUGCCAGCAAUCCAACCGCCAACCCAACUGUCACUGGCACUACUAUGACGGCAGUGAAUAAUGGCAUCAGCGGUGGGACCUUCACCUAUGCCAACAUGGGCGAGGGCUUCCCUGUCAUCAAGGAUGAGCCCCAGAACCCAGCCGGCUCUCCAACGGUUAGUCCAAUCGAUAUGGAAACACAGGAAAAGAUCAAGCUGGAGCGCAAACGUCAACGGAAUCGCGUUGCCGCAUCUAAGUGCCGCAAGCGAAAGCUGGAACGCAUCUCGAAGCUGGAGGACCGCGUGAAGAUAUUGAAGGGCGAGAACGUUGAUUUGGGCGGCAUUGUGAAAAGUCUCAAGGAUCAUGUGGCGCAGCUGAAGCAGCAGGUCAUCGAGCAUAUGGAAGCCGGAUGCACUGUACCAACUAUUUCGGCGCCAGCCUUGCUGUCGGGCAAAUAACAUAUGGACACACCUGAGGAGCCGUUUACGUUACCAGCAGAGAGGGAGGAUGAUGAGCAGAUGGAUUUGAUGACAGAUUUGGGACCAGACAGUAUCGAGGAUCAGGCUAUAAAUCCAGAACUCUUGGAACAGGGAAUACCCUUGAAACUCUUUCUAAGAGCAACAACAAGUGCGCCAGAGCUCGAUGACUUAUCGCCAGCCCCAUCGCUGUCAGGAAACGAUCUGCUGGGUGUCGUCAGUGUAGAUAAAUCGGAAGACGGAGACGGUGCUAAUCGGCCCGUGGUCCUGUUCAUAGUGACAGACAAUGGCUGCGAUCCACCGGUUGCGAGUUAAGGAUCCGGAUGUGGUUGGAUCCCUGGAGUGCCUUUGCUAAUCUUUUAUUUCUUUGCAACGUGAAAUGGCUUUGACUUUGCUGCAAUACUAUACACAAAUGCUUUUUAAGUGUUUUCGUUUACUUAGUUUUAGCUUAAUGUUCAAGUAAAGUAUUAUCUGUGUUGAUUGUAAGAUAAUAUAAUGUCAAAUAUAAAUAUA
Molecule: messenger RNA, 1561 nt
Organism: Drosophila persimilis
Lineage: Eukaryota; Metazoa; Arthropoda; Insecta; Diptera; Drosophilidae
Gene: Jra
Product: transcription factor AP-1
Exons: 2
Coding region: 149-1030 (293 amino acids)
Biological process (GO): regulation of cell population proliferation; regulation of transcription by RNA polymerase II; regulation of cell cycle
Cellular component (GO): transcription regulator complex
Molecular function (GO): transcription factor binding; DNA-binding transcription factor activity, RNA polymerase II-specific; RNA polymerase II cis-regulatory region sequence-specific DNA binding
Source: RefSeq, a predicted model, not a curated record